AUGGAUGCUGCCGAUCUGCGAGUACCGGACAUACCGCUCGCUUCGUGUGAUGAUGAGGAUAUCGAUAGUAACAAAAAUUUGAGCAAAUUGAAGCAAAAUCAGCAAUUUAUUGCAGCCGAAACAGCUGAAAUUUCAUGCGACUUUACUGGCUCAAUGAUGACGGACCGAACGAUGGAAUCAGUUGACUCAAUGUACUCGUCAAUGCGAUCACCGUAUCCCUCAUCAAUUCAGUCUUCUGAAGCAGACAUCAAACUUCGAAGUGCUCAGGCGCUAGUCAGCAAUCCAGACAAUCUUCAAGAGCUCUCGUAUUCGAAAUUGGUGACACUAUGUGCUGAAAUGGAGCAGUUGAUUCGUGUCUACAAUGAGAGCUUAGUCGAUGAACUCGCGCAUAGAGAUGAGCUGGAUUACGAAAAGGAGAUGAAGAAUUCGUUUAUAUCUCUUCUUUUGGCAAUUCAGAAUAAACGGCGAGUGUACGCAAAUGACCGGAAACGAAAGGGUGGAAAGGCGUCGGAUGCGUCACAACUGCCGCAGUACUUGACGGCGACAAUUCCGUACAACGAUAAUCAACAUAUCGAUAAUGCGUCGAUCGCAUCUCUUAUCAAAAUUCUUCGCGCCAUCCACGACGACAGUACGACAGUGCCCACUCUUCUGACGGACUACAUACUGACGCAUGUCUGCCCAAAGAAUAUCGCAUGUUAG
This is a messenger RNA of Caenorhabditis briggsae, 699 nucleotides long. It is a transcript of the gene Cbr-unc-76, whose product is annotated as Protein CBR-UNC-76. The coding region runs from base 1 to 699 and encodes 232 amino acids. NCBI's taxonomy places the organism in Eukaryota, Metazoa, Nematoda, Chromadorea, Rhabditida, Rhabditidae. Gene Ontology annotation, cellular component: cytoplasm; axon. The transcript is spliced from 6 exons. The record is from RefSeq and is a predicted model, not a curated record.